AUGCCAACUGGAAAUCACAACAUACACGUAGAAACAUACAGAGGGUCAACUACUGAGGCUAUGGCUCAUCAUAUUAGGCCAUGCUUAGUCAAGCAGCCGGACCAAAUUGUGUUACAUGUUGGUACGAACGACAUACGAGAUAGGCAGCCGGAAGAAAUUGUGGAUGGCAUAAUGAAAAUGCAAAAGGUUAUCAAGAAGGAAAGCCCAAAAACAACCGUGAUUGUAUCAGAGCUGUUACACAGAAACGACAAAAUUGAGUAUACACAAAAAGUGAAGAAG
Messenger RNA from Paramuricea clavata, 279 nucleotides. NCBI's taxonomy places the organism in Eukaryota, Metazoa, Cnidaria, Anthozoa, Malacalcyonacea, Plexauridae. The record is from the annotation of a GenBank genome assembly.